AUGUGUGGCCAUUCUGCGACGCCCGGCACCGAAGCUGUGAGACCUGAAACCACCACCUCCUUCGCCCAGUCUGAAUUGCGAGCCUACGUCCCCAGUGCAACCAUCUGUGUUGCUGCUUUCGAUCUCGUGACAUCCGCCCUGCCGCUGUCGAUUGUGCACCAUUGCUUGCGCGUCUACCUGUUCGCCAAGUGGCUCGCCGAGAAGGAGGCGAAGGAAUGGGUGGACAGUGAGUUGCUGUUUGUGGCAUGCAUCUGCCACGAUCUUGGUGCUUCUCACCGAUACAACGGAUCACAGCGAUUCGAGGUCGAAGGCGCAGAUGCUGCAGCACAGCUUUUGCGCGGUUAUGGAAGGCCAGAAUCAGAGGCGCACGAGGUUUGGACUGCUAUAGCUUUACACACUUCGCCUGGAAUAGCCGAACGCAUCGCACCCUUGGCCCGACUGGUGAGAAUGGGGGUCUUAUUCGAUUUUCGGCCUGCCACACGAGAGGCUUUAGGCGCCGUAGCCUAUGCGAAGACUGUCGAAGCGACGCUACCCAGACUCGAGAUUGAGCAAGUCCUCGGGGAUGCUGUUGUUCAGCAAGCCGUCCAAAAUCCACAGAAAGCUCCAGCUGCUUCCUGGCCGAACAACCUCUUUAAGUCCUAUCUCGAGAAUCCGGAGUGGAAGGGGAUCAACCGCGUCUUUUAG
Molecule: messenger RNA, 684 nt
Organism: Capronia epimyces CBS 606.96
Lineage: Eukaryota; Fungi; Ascomycota; Eurotiomycetes; Chaetothyriales; Herpotrichiellaceae
Exons: 1
Coding region: 1-684 (227 amino acids)
Source: RefSeq, a predicted model, not a curated record